Beauveria bassiana ARSEF 2860 is the source of this 1527-nucleotide messenger RNA. Its product is annotated as Cytochrome P450 CYP68N1. The transcript has 4 exons. The coding region runs from base 1 to 1527 and encodes 508 amino acids. Gene Ontology annotation, molecular function: heme binding; monooxygenase activity; iron ion binding. The record is from RefSeq and is a predicted model, not a curated record. NCBI's taxonomy places the organism in Eukaryota, Fungi, Ascomycota, Sordariomycetes, Hypocreales, Cordycipitaceae.
AUGAUUAUUACGAAUCUCAAGAGCUACCUCGAAGCUCUGCCUCAGGAGGCCGCCUUGAAGCCGCUGCCCAUCAUCAUUGCCUCCGUCCUAGCCGCCGUCAUUGCCGUCGUCUUUCGCCUAUCUACCGCAUCCAAGCUGCCCAUCAUCAACCCCAAAGGCACAUUUGAGUUCUCAGACCACAGGAUCAAGGCCAACUUCCAACAGAAUGCCGCCAAGCUUCUGAGAGAAUGGUUCAGCAAGAACCCAAGCAAGCCCGUCGUCAUCAACGGCGACCUGGGCCCCAUGACAAUUCUGCCUGCGUCCAUGAUUGACGAAAUUCGCAAUGACCCCAGACUUAGUUUCGAUGAAGCUACUAUGGAGGCCUUCCAUAGCUACCUACACGGCUUUGAGCCUUUCAAUCUCAGCGACAGCCAUCAUCUCACUAAAGCCAUUGUUCGCAAGGAUCUUACCAAGCAGCUUGGUCCUGUUGCUUUUCAACUAAUCAAAUUACUAGAAUGGCAUGAGGCCAACGUUCGCCAGACUGCUCUUCAUCUUGUCGCUCGCAUCUCUGCUCGCGUUUUUCUUGGCGAGGAACUCUGCCGCAACGCAGACUGGCUGCGCGUCACCAAGGAAUACACGGUUGAAUCCUUCAAGGCCGCCGAGGAGCUACGCCAGUGGCCCUAUCUGCUUCGACCUAUUGCCAAUCGCUUCCUUCCUUCUUGUCUCUCCACCCAAGCUAUGCUCAAGGAAGCACGUGCCAUUAUGAAUCCUCUUCUCAAGAAACGAUACGCUGCCCGCGAUGCCGCCACUUCGGCGGGGAUGCCAUAUGUCGAGUCAAACGACGCCAUGGACUGGUUUGCCAGUGCUGAUCCCGAACGAGUUCACGACGCUGUCAAUUUUCAGCUCGCAAUGUCUCUUGCCGCCAUCCACACCACGACCGACUUGCUUUCCGAAACAUUGCUUCGUAUUGCCCAAAACCCCGACAUCAUCCCAGCUCUGCGGGAGGAAAUAAUCACCGUUUACCGUUCCGACGGCUGGGAAAAGACUGCGCUCUACAAAAUGAAGCUCCUGGACAGUACCAUCAAGGAGACCCAGCGCCUGAAGCCAAUUUCUCAGAUUUCCAUGGCUCGCGUUGUCACAGAGAGCCUCACCCUCCAAGACGGCACCCAUUUCAAAAAGGGCGCGAGACUCGGUGUCACCUCUACACAUUUCCGCGAGGCCUCCAUCUAUGAGAAUCCCGAGGUAUGGGAUCCGUAUCGCUAUGUGCGCAUGCGCGAUGACCCCGCGAAGCAAAACAUGGCCCAUCUCGUCUCGACUACGCCCGAGCAUAAUGCCUUUGGUCACGGGCAGCAUGCCUGCCCCGGUCGCUUCUUUGCCGCCAACGAAAUCAAGGUCGCCUUGUUGGGCAUUCUCAUCAAGUAUGACUUUGAGCUGCCCGACAAUGCUGAUCCUCGGGUGUAUGAGAGUGGUGUGUCGCUCGUCUCGGACCCCAUGGUGUCGCUGCGCUUCCGCCGCCGUGAAGCCGAAAUUGAUCUCGACACGGCCUAA